AUGGACCAGUAUCAUGUGCUUGAAUGCAUUGGCGAGGGUUCAUUUGGACGUGUUUAUCGGGGACGCAGGCGUUAUACUGGCCAGACUGUGGCUCUCAAAUUCAUACCCAAAUCGGGUAAAAGUGACAGAGCCUUUCAGAACCUGAAAAAGGAAAUUGAAAUUAUGAAGUCCAUGGAUCAUCCUAACAUUAUCGCCAUGGUGGAUGCUUUUGAAACGCCAAAGGAGAUGGUUGCUGUUACCGAAUAUGCCGAAGGGGAUCUUUUUCAGAUUCUGGAAGACGAUGGAUCCCUGCCGGAGGACGUGAUUCGAUCCAUUGCUGCGCAAUUGGUGUCAGCCUUAUACUAUCUUCAUGCCCACCGCAUUCUCCAUAGGGAUAUGAAACCACAAAACAUUCUUCUCGGCCACGGUGGAGUUGUCAAGCUGUGUGACUUCGGUUUUGCCCGAACCAUGAGCUUCAACACCCUCGUGCUUACUUCUAUCAAGGGCACUCCGCUGUACAUGUCACCAGAAAUAGUUGAAGAACGCCCUUAUGAUCAUACGGCUGACUUGUGGGCUCUUGGGUGUAUUUUAUAUGAAUUGGCUGUUGGAACGCCCCCAUUUUAUACCAGCAACAUUAUCCAACUUGUCAAAAUGAUCACGAAUAAUAAAGUUAAAUGGAGUGAGAAGAUGUCUCCUAUGUUCAAAAGCUUUCUUGCUGGACUGUUGGAAAAAGAUUCUAGGAGGAGGCUUCAAUGGCCUGAUCUUCUUCUUCACCCCUUCAUUGCGGAUCUUGUUCACGUUUCCCCAAUCACAAAGCGUCUGCGAAGCCCCUUUACUCAACCCCUGACCGCUAGCCAGUCGCUUGAAAAGGAGAGACAGACCCAGCUAAAGGCCCGACCAAAAAGCAGUCGGAUUUUACGCACUCUGUCUAAAGACACUGUAUCAACGAAGCCUCAGCCAUCCUCUGCUGGUACAGUCACGCCGAAGGACGAGAGCAGCAGGGUCGUGCUGCCGCCAACCUCGAAGCUUACCCGUCAGGCAACCGCCCCCGAGACUAUGGCUAAAGUGCCGGUACCAAGGCCUCCGGCACCCGAGGUAUCCGAGGCGAUGCUUAGUUGGUUAGCGUUUCUGUCGAAGUCGAACGCAGAACUCUGGGAGACCCUAGCCAACCUCCGAGAAACUGGUCGGGUUCCCACUGCGACGGAACAGCAAGCACUUGCGAGCACGCUCGUUGCUGCAGACACCCUCAUGUCAGCGAGGAGCAAUUGGGACCUCAUGUUGAUGACCGACGCUCGUUUUGUUGCGAGCCUGUGCGCCGCACUAGUCAAACCCCAGUGGUGGGCGCUUGUCCUCUCCGGCGAGCUCCCUCCAUCGGUUUCGACUGUUACGCCUACGCAAGCUGCGCGCAAUCUUGAAGCCAUUAUAUCCGUGGUAACCAACGUAAUCACCGUUGAAUGCAACGUGCUCACUCUUGUUGAAUUCUACGAACGCACCAAUCUCCCGAAUUUCCUGGUGCAGCUUCUCGAUGAGCUGUUAAAAAAAGAGUCUGUCCUUUCACAACCUUGGUGCCAGAAUUCCCUCCUGCAGCUUAUCGUCACCAUCAAUGCGUACUUUGUGAGUGAAAUUGCACACACCCCAGAACCGCCGCAUUCAGCACAAGCCAUCUACAUCGGCGUGGGUCUGAAGGUACUUCAACUGAUGCCAUCACUUUUGUGCCUCACCCGUGAUACCGAUUUCAUUCGUGGAGAACAAACUAUUCUUUGCUUCCGCUACUUCCUCGAGUGUCUUCGCAAAUGGCCCAACGCCAUCAUUUCUCGCUUCCUUUCUGCGGCGAUUUCCGACUGCACAGCCACCAUCGACCUUCUCUUGCAGUUUCCUUCCAUAGGCGGAACCACCAAAGUCACCUGUCCCAGUCUUGCACUCAGCACAUAUCCUACGUUAGUUCAUCGUGCCAGGGAGCACGCCGAUAGCAUUCGAGAGAAGGUCAUCAUCAUUCUCGCUCUUCUUACCGAUCCCUACAAAAAGGAGCUCGACCGGGGCUCUGCUCCUCCUCCCCCUCCUUCUUCUCAGCAGAUGGCGUCGUACAUUGGAUCGCGUCUCUGCGACCGCCAUAUGAAGCAGUACCUUCAAACGUUGGUUUGUGGCAUCCGUGAGACCAAAGUCUGCACCGUGGCCGCAAGUAUACUCUACGAAUGCAUGCAAAAUUCUCCUUCAUUGGCAAUUCUUCUGGCUUCUGAUGAUUCUGGAUACAUUGACAACUUAAUGGGAAUCUUGGAAUUCCUUUUGCAGGAAACGCAACCGAAAACGGUCCAACUUAUCGAACUUGCCAUCCUCUCACUCAGCUGCUUAAUAAUGAUGCUGCGGUCGAUCCCCAACGCAAUCUCGUUGAAAGUGAAGAAACUCUCCACCCUCUUUAUGCGCUCACAGCUACCUAACCACGCGGCCGCAAUGGGGCUGCUUUUGGCUCAGCUGAUGCGCUACCAGCCGCUGAUUCCAGUCGUUGAGCCCCGCGACCUGGCCAGGGUGCUGUUUCUCGUGUUGAGGAGUCCACUGGCGCAAAAUCGAGAAUCUAGGGAACGGCUGUUGGAAGUUCAGCAGUCUGCCUCGUCAUCCACCGUUAGCGCCCACGACCGGUCGGACGAGACGAUGGCUCUCUUCGGCCUUCCGCAGACCCACUGGCCUUGUGGAACAGGUUGGCUGGACGGCCUCUUCGAACUGGUCGACUUGUGCUCCGCCCAUCCUCACUUCUGCGCCUCGUUAAUGCAACAUCUGAUAGAAGGACAAUUGUGGUCGCGACUUUGGCCGGCAAUAUCACAGAUGUUUGCGGUGUCUGGUAGCGAUUCACCUCAGCAAUCUGCGACUCUGCUCGACUCGCAUUUACUCUCUAUUGCCGGCUUAAAUCACGCAUUACACCUUAUCCUCAAACUGGCUGAUCAGGAACCGCGCCUCCUGUUCCACGCCCUUCGUGAUGAGAACUGUGAUGCCCUUUCAUGCCUAAACAUUCUUCUUUCAUGGCCUGUAAUGCAUCAGGGCGAUGACAAAGACUUCGACAGCAUUACAGAGUCAACUGUGAACAUACUGGAGUUGCCACUAAGCACCGCGAACACUUCGGAGUACUUUCCGGUUAUAUUACGGGCAUUCGCCACAAGAGGCACCCUCGCAACACUGGGUCAACUUGCCAUGCACACUGCAAGCUCUGCCAAGGCUUCUGCGGCCGUUUCCGAGCGGGCAAAAAGCAUCCUUCGCCUCUACUUCGACAUGGCGUCCAGAGGUCUCUCAAUGAACCUGUCUGCCAGCACUGACCACCCAUUUAUCGUGGGGCUCUCGGGGUGCCCCGGUGAGCGUCGUUGGACUGUGGAGACGCGUUUUACUGACAAUGCACCGCUCUUUGAGCCUUUUCUGGAGUCAAUUGUAGCAGUAGUGAAGGCGGCUGAUGGAAGUGUCAACCCCAAUUUUGUAAAGCUGAUGGCUUAUGGUCUAUCGUCCUCUGACACCGCAUUAUUCACAUCAGCCUGUGCCUUCCUCUCUCAACUCCUGUUCAAAGUAAUCGAUUCAAAUGCUCCUGCGAGCAAUCCUCCCAGUUCCACUUUCACCGAAGGCAGAAAUGUGGCGUGCACCGUCCUCCAGCAGUUCGUCCUUUCGAUCACUUCCAUCAUGGAGGAGGAGAAGAGCAUCACCAUUUUAAAGCGAUUGCUAGCCCAAGGACAGUCACCGUCAACGAUGAUAUGGUCUCUUUCAACCCUCGUAUCGAUGUUUGUGAUUAUCGACAACACUCUGGCCCCAUCAACGCCGGACAACCAAGUAUUGUCCUCCUUUGCUGCAAGCAGUUUUCCAGUCCUCCAAGGGAAAGACUACCUAGGCAAUUCAAUAACCGCGAUCCGCUACUAUGCCUUGACGCUCCUUGUCUUCACCUCUCGAUGGACAGCCAUAAAAUCUGAUUCGUCGUUGACCACCACGCUGGAAACCUUGUUGAGUGCCGACCAACACCCGUCCGUCAGAAUGGCAGCGUGUUGUUUCUUCGAAUGCCAGCUUGUGCAUGCCUUGACAAUUGGCGCUGUCGUUGACACUCGAAUGAUCAGUUGUUUGCUAGAAUCUGCAUGCACCGACUCUUCUUUGGACGUUCAAGAAGUUGCUUUGGGUGCCCUUCGAAGGAUUUUUGAAAUGGAACCCACCUUAAAGCAGGGGUUCCUUCAGACCGGUAUUCUUAAACGGUUGACUGUUCAGUACAGCACAGUCAACAAUCAAGUCAGUCGACCGAGUCUUUUACGGCGUUUUCUUGGCAACCGGAAUCACUCGCAUUCGUCUGCAUCCAACUCCACUAACCACCCGGUAUACGAGUCCAUACUGAAGCACCUGACUGCGCUGUGUGGCCCGGAACAGCUCCAGUAG
Messenger RNA from Mesocestoides corti, 4368 nucleotides. NCBI's taxonomy places the organism in Eukaryota, Metazoa, Platyhelminthes, Cestoda, Cyclophyllidea, Mesocestoididae. The record is from the annotation of a GenBank genome assembly.